Molecule: messenger RNA, 747 nt
Organism: Babesia bigemina
Lineage: Eukaryota; Apicomplexa; Aconoidasida; Piroplasmida; Babesiidae
Product: 50S ribosomal subunit L24, putative
Exons: 6
Coding region: 1-747 (248 amino acids)
Biological process (GO): translation
Cellular component (GO): mitochondrion; ribosome
Molecular function (GO): RNA binding; structural constituent of ribosome
Source: RefSeq, a predicted model, not a curated record
AUGCAGCUGUAUAUACAGAGCUUCCUUUCGUAUAGGCGCUUGCCAUGUAGUUGGCUGCUGCCAGGCGGGUCGCCGGUUCCCGGGUACUGCCGGGCAAACAGCACCUAUCGCAGAGUGCCGCUGCCACUUGGAGGCAUUACUGGCAGCGUAUACAACACGUUGCCGUAUAGCAACGAUGCUGAUUGCUCGGGAGAGGUGGUCGGAGGCGCGUGGGCGCUCAUUCAGCGUCGCGGACCCAAAAUUGUAAAGCCACGAGACACCAUACGCUUCUGGAAGAUACGAGUGGGCGACAAGGUUACCGUGAUAAGCGGCAAGGAGAAAGGGAAGUCGGGGGAGGUGCUAGCAUGCGACAAGUUGCGUAACCAGGUAAAGGUGAAGGGAUGCAACAUGGUGGGCGUUACGACGGUCUCUGAUAACACGACUCAGAGGAGGCUGGUAGUGGACGGUCAAGUGGCGCACAUCGAGAAGAAGAUCCACUACUCCAACGUACAGCUCGUGGAUCCGUUGCUGAACUGCGCGACCAGGGUGGCCAUCAGGUUCAGCGGAAGCAACGAGCCAUUGCGCGUUUCCAAGAAGUCGGGGUAUGUCAUCCCCUGGCCUGAAGAGAAACCCGACGAAGAAAAAGGUACCGCUGGUGAACGCCGCAUUCAUAGCGCCGCGCAGAAAUCAUCGAGGGCGAGAAGGACACCGCGCCUGAGGUUGCUCUGGAGCGCACGUACAACUACGAAGCGGACGUGCAGUCCAUGA